GACGGCAAAGAUGAUAUUAUACAUCACAUUUUGAUCUAAACUUGCUAGUAAAUAUCUCUCACUCGCUCGCUCGCUCCUUCCCAUUCUUCUCUGCCUUCCCCAGCAGACAUGGCGUCCUCGUUUCAUCUUCUUCCGCUCCUACUUUGCUGCUCCAGUCUUCUGCUACAACGUGCGUCCGCAGCGGCUCCUUCUUUGCUGCUCCAAUUAAGAGAUGAGAGCCAUCCCUUGCUCCGCCGCCCACGCACCAAAAUCUUCCACCCGUCCACCGGCCUCUGCGUGACGCGGAGGAGGACCAUGGCAGACCCGCUGAAGCUUGGCCCUUGCUCCGCAUCCGAUUCAUGGCGCUACACGCCGCAGGAGUUCUUGAUGGUGACCGGCACCUACUUCUGCCUGCGAGCGGUCGGCCUGGGCGCGCCGGUGAGGCUGGGGAUCAUCUGCGACCCGUCGGACUCGCGGUGGCAGCUCGUGUCGGGUUCGGAGAAGACGCAUCUGGCCACGAAGCUGACGGAUGGAACGGAGGUGUGCUUGGACGUCGACUCUGACGGCUGCCUCGUCUCCAAUUCCUGCGACGGGUUCCAUGGCGGAGAUGACGAGCACCUGCAAGUGGAAAGCCAGUGGUUUAAGCUGGUCACUGCGGGCUUCAAGAAGCAGAGUCUGCCAUCAUAUGUGGGAUAGCCAAUAGUAUUAUUAUAUACGUACAUGUGUUGUAUAUUUGCAGGGAAAUAUUGACGUCAUAUAUGUGAAUUAACUUAAUUUCCUGAUAAGUAAUCAAAUCUCAAUAAAUCCAUUUGCUCUUCUUUUCUUUA
This is a messenger RNA of Musa acuminata AAA Group (dessert banana), 806 nucleotides long. Its product is annotated as glycosyl hydrolase 5 family protein-like. Lineage: Eukaryota; Viridiplantae; Streptophyta; Magnoliopsida; Zingiberales; Musaceae. The record is from RefSeq and is a predicted model, not a curated record. The coding region runs from base 109 to 675 and encodes 188 amino acids. The transcript has 2 exons.